Fusarium falciforme is the source of this 2073-nucleotide messenger RNA. RefSeq names its product HET domain-containing protein. The transcript is spliced from 2 exons. The record is from RefSeq and is a predicted model, not a curated record. Lineage: Eukaryota; Fungi; Ascomycota; Sordariomycetes; Hypocreales; Nectriaceae. The coding region runs from base 1 to 2073 and encodes 690 amino acids.
AUGUCAUACCGUGCGUGGAAGCAAGUAGAGAGAACCUUUGAAAGAUUGACUCAAGGGAAGAAUAGCAUUGAGGAGGAUCACCCCGCACAUGGGACCUUGCCAGAUCGCACUAGGAACGAGCUUAUCAGUGAGCCGUACGAAUAUGCAGCCCUAGCCGGCGGACCUGGCUCGAUCCGCCUUCUUCAGCUGCUCCCGGGAACCCGCCAGGACGAUAUCGCCUGCAACUUGGUUGAAUACUCGUUGGAUAGCCGGCUCCAGGAAUAUGACGCAUUAAGCUAUGUCUGGGGUGACAAAACUAAUCUGACGCCUAUACAAAUUAAUGAGCGCACCCUCAUGGUCACGACAAACCUCCGGACCGCCUUGUUCAAUAUCCGGAAGCCAGACCAGCCAUGCACGCUUUGGGUCGACGCUGUCUGCAUCGACCAGAACAGUGUACUGGAGAGAAACCACCAAGUGUCCAUCAUGGCAGACAUCUAUCGAAAUGCUGCUCGCACUAUCGUGUGGAUGGGAGACAGCCGUCCUGCGUACACAGCAAAGGCGUUCGCCAUGGUCGAUGAGCUCGCAGCUGAGGCCAUCUCUAGGCAACACCCUUCCAUGGACAUCGACCCCUACAAUCCGACUCUGGCAAUGCUGCAGCUGAAGCUCACAGAGAGCCCGCUCUUCGACCGCUUUAGAGACGACUUUAGCAUCCUCCACCUUGCCUGUGCCGAGUGGUGGUUCCGUGCCUGGACCGUUCAGGAAAUUCUCCUCGCGUCACACGCCGUGAUCAUGGCUGGCACUUUUACCAUGGACUGGGAACGCUUCUCGGCUGGUAUCAAUUACGGGUUUGCUCUUGGUAUUUGGAACCCCGUCACGCUUGGGAUAAUUGUCGAUCCCAUCGUGAUACCCUACCUGUCAACGCAUGCUUUGUGGGAGCAGAGGCAGCGCCCAUCGACUACGACGCCAGAGCAGACGUUGCUGGAACUACUGGUUCAAUGCCGUUUUCGACAAGCCUCGGAUCCCAGGGACAAGGUCUACGCCCUACUGGGGCUUAUAGACGCGGACGCAGACAACUCGGCUGGUUCCUUUGCGAUCGAGGCUGACUACAGACUGUCGACUAGCCAGGUGUACUGUCAUGCUACUCGGCAGCUGCUACUGCAAUUGGGUAACCUCAAUGUUCUUGGAGCAUGCACUCCAACUACCAACUUGGAGCUUCCAUCUUGGGUGCCCGACUGGAGUGCACCAAGCGGCCCUCGCCCUCUCAUGCAUGACGCUCGAGGAAAAUUGCGUCAGACUCACGCCUCUUGCGGCACCAAGGCGACACCACGCUUCACCGACGACCGUCUCCUCGUGCUCGCUGGCCACGAGGUGAUGACCAUCACAUAUGUCUCACCCGUCCUGCAUCGCCUCCAACGAGACGGCAGCGGCUUCAAGCCUAUCAAGGCGGGCGAUACACUUAUGGCGCGCUUGGCCUCUCUGGGCCAGCUAUUUAUGCUCGUCAUGGCAAUCUAUUGGGAGCUGUCGUCGGUUGUCCCGCACCUGGCCACCUUCUGGGACUGGGAGGCAUUUGCGCAGAAGUCUUCAGUAUCGUCAAAGAGCAGCCAGGAUACGCCGUCCACUGACCCAGGGUUUGAGGACGGCUACGACCCGCUCGCCGUCUACUGGCAGACGCUCUGUGUGGGUACCUUUACCUCUGGUGGCCGACACGCGACGGCCCAGCUCUUUUACUCGUGGCGAUCCAGUCUGCGACCCGUUUUCCACUUGCAUCAAUGGCGUGUGGAUAGCUUGUUUCGUCCCUUGGCCUUUCUGGGGUAUGUGAUGCGCACGUGGCGUGACUAUAGCGAGUUUGCUAGCUUGCUGGAGCCCGUGUACGAACGACGACUGGGACGUGGCGAGAAUGGGUUUUUGGCUCUGCUCCCGGGAGACGCUGAGGUGGGAGAUAGGAUUGUGCUUGUGAAGGGUGGGAGAGUGCCUUUGUUACUGAGGAGAGAUGGAGAGGGGCAGUAUCGGCUUGUAGGGGAGGCGUAUGUGCAUGGGAUCAUGGAUGGGGAGAUGUUUGAGGAGGCGAAGUGUGUUGAGAUGAAGAUGAGGUAA